Molecule: messenger RNA, 8041 nt
Organism: Piliocolobus tephrosceles (Ugandan red Colobus)
Lineage: Eukaryota; Metazoa; Chordata; Mammalia; Primates; Cercopithecidae
Gene: SRCIN1
Product: SRC kinase signaling inhibitor 1
Exons: 22
Coding region: 287-4849 (1520 amino acids)
Biological process (GO): regulation of dendritic spine morphogenesis
Cellular component (GO): cytoplasm; actin cytoskeleton; postsynaptic density
Source: RefSeq, a predicted model, not a curated record
CUCUGCCUGAUGGUCCAUAGUGAAUAGAAGUACUCUGUUCCCUCUCUUGCUCACCUAAACUGCUUUUGGAAACGCCAGAAGUAAAUAAAAGGGACAGGGGACUCAGCCCACCUUCUCCUCCCCAAGAAAGCUUAAGAGAGAAGGGACUGGUCAGAGCAUCGGAGCGAGGGAGGGAGGGGACCGCUGGAGCACGAGGUGUCUGUGCGGGCCUGGGUCUGGGUCUGGGUCUGGGUCAGCGCUGGAGAAGUCUGCGGAGCCAACAGAUCCGGAGCGGAGCAGCCCCCCCAUGCUGUCUGCGGACGAUGCCGAGUACCCGCGGGAGUACCGGACCCUGGGGGGCGGGGGCGGCGGGGGCAGCGGGGGCCGGCGCUUCUCCAACGUGGGGCUGGUGCACACGUCCGAGCGGCGACACACGGUGAUCGCAGCCCAGAGUCUGGAGGCGCUCAGCGGGCUCCAGAAGGCGGACGCCGACCGCAAGCGUGAUGCUUUCAUGGACCACCUGAAGAGCAAAUACCCGCAGCACGCCCUGGCCCUGCGAGGCCAGCAGGACAGGAUGCGAGAGCAGGUUGGCGGCUGGACCGUGGACCCCGUGUGCCUCCUCAGCUCCCUCUGCUCCCACCUCCAUGGCGACUCCGCCCCCUCCGGGGCUGGCCAGCCGGCCCAGACCCGCAGCUCACGUCACACUCAGGGAGCCCAGCCCGGGCUGGCAGACCAGGCGGCAAAGCUGUCCUACGCCUCGGCCGAGUCGCUGGAGACCAUGUCGGAGGCCGAGCUGCCCCUGGGUUUCAGCAGGAUGAACCGCUUCCGACAGAGCCUGCCUCUUUCCCGCUCGGCCAGCCAGACCAAGCUGCGCUCCCCAGGGGUGCUGUUCCUGCAGUUCGGGGAGGAGACUCGGCGCGUGCACAUCACGCACGAGGUCAGCAGCCUGGACACGCUGCACGCACUCAUCGCGCAUAUGUUCCCGCAGAAGCUCACCAUGGGCAUGCUUAAGUCGCCCAAUACCGCCAUCCUCAUCAAAGACGAGGCUCGCAACGUCUUCUACGAGCUGGAGGACGUCCGGGACAUCCAGGACCGCAGUAUAAUCAAGAUCUAUAGGAAGGAGCCCCUGUACGCUGCCUUCCCUGGCUCACACCUCACCAACGGGGACCUCCGGAGAGAGAUGGUGUAUGCGUCGCGGGAGUCGUCGCCCACGCGGCGCCUCAACAAUCUGUCGCCAGCGCCUCACCUGGCGUCAGGCUCGCCGCCGCCCGGGCUGCCGUCGGGGCUGCCAGCCGGGCUGCAGUCCGGCUCGCCGUCGCGCUCGCGUCUCUCGUACGCCGGGGGGCGCCCGCCCUCGUACGCCGGCAGCCCGGUGCACCACGCGGCCGAAAGGCUGGGAGGCGCCCCGCCCGCCCAGGGCGUCAGCCCCAGCCCCAGCGCCAUCCUGGAGCGGCGCGACGUGAAGCCGGACGAGGACCUGGCGGGCAAGACGGGCGGCAUGGUGCUGGUGAAGGGCGAGGGUCUCUAUGCCGACCCCUACGGGCUACUGCACGAGGGCCGUCUGAGCCUGGCCGCGGCUGCCGGCGACCCGUUUGCCUACCCGGGAGCUGGCGGCCUCUACAAGCGCGGCUCGGUGCGCUCGCUAAGCACCUACUCGGCCGCCGCUCUGCAGUCCGAUCUGGAGGACUCCCUGUACAAGGCUGCGGGCGGCGGCGGCGGCCCGCUGUACGGCGACGGCUACGGCUUCCGCCUGCCGCCCUCGUCACCGCAGAAGCUGGCCGACGUGGCAGGGCCCCCCGGAGGCCCCCCGCCGCCGCACAGCCCCUACUCGGGGCCGCCCAGCCGCGGCUCGCCAGUGCGCCAGUCCUUCCGCAAGGACUCCGGCUCCUCGUCCGUCUUCGCCGAGAGUCCUGGAGGGAAGACCCGCAGCGCGGGGAGCGCCUCAACGGCCGGAGCUCCCCCUUCGGAGCUCUUCCCUGGGCCUGGGGAGCGCUCGCUGGUUGGGUUCGGGCCGCCAGUGCCAGCCAAGGACACGGAGACCAGGGAGCGCAUGGAGGCUAUGGAGAAGCAGAUUGCCAGCCUCACAGGCCUGGUGCAGAGCGCCUUACUGCGAGGCUCUGAGCCUGAGACCCCCAGUGAGAAGAUUGAAGGCUCCAACGGAGCAGCUACCCCCUCAGCACCCUGUGGGUCAGGCGGCCGGAGCAGCGGGGCCACCCCCGUGUCCGGCCCGCCCCCGCCCUCGGCCAGCAGCACCCAGGCAGGGCAGCCUACCGCCGUUAGCCGGCUGCAGAUGCAGCUUCACCUUCGAGGCCUGCAGAACAGCGCCAGUGACUUGCGCGGCCAGCUCCAACAGUUGCGCAAGCUCCAGCUGCAGAACCAGGAGUCGGUGCGCGCGCUGCUGAAGCGCACGGAGGCAGAGCUGAGCAUGCGCGUGUCGGAGGCGGCGAGGCGGCAGGAGGACCCGCUGCAGCGGCAGCGCACCCUGGUGGAGGAGGAGCGGCUGCGCUAUCUCAACGACGAGGAGCUUAUUACCCAGCAGCUCAAUGACCUGGAGAAAUCGGUGGAGAAGAUCCAGAGGGACGUGUCCCACAACCACCGGCUGGUUCCUGGCCCUGAACUGGAGGAGAAGGCACUGCUGCUGAAGCAGCUCGGGGAGACGCUGACGGAGCUCAAGGCUCACUUCCCGGGCCUGCAGAGCAAGAUGCGGGUGGUGCUGCGCGUGGAGGUGGAGGCGGUGAAGUUCCUGAAGGAGGAGCCCCAGCGCCUGGAUGGGCUCCUCAAGCGCUGCCGCGGGGUCACGGACACACUGGCCCAGAUCCGAAGGCAAGUGGAUGAGGGUGUGUGGCCACCCCCCAACAAUCUCCUGAGUCAGUCCCCAAAGAAGGUGACGGCAGAGACUGACUUCAACAAGAGCGUAGACUUCGAAAUGCCACCCCCCAGCCCCCCACUGAACCUGCACGAGCUGAGCGGACCAGCUGAAGGAGCCUCUCUUACCCCUAAGGGGAGCAACCCCACCAAAGGCUUGGACACUCCUGGCAAGAGAAGUGUGGACAAGGCUGUGUCUGUCGAGGCUGCAGAGCGAGACUGGGAGGAGAAGCGGGCAGCCCUGACCCAGUAUAGUGCCAAGGACAUCAACCGGCUGCUGGAAGAGACACAGGCAGAGCUGCUCAAGGCCAUCCCUGAUCUGGACUGUGCCAGCAAGGCCCAUCCAGGCCCGGCUCCCACUCCAGACCACAAGCCCCCCAAGGCCCCCCACGGCCAGAAGGCAGCCCCCCGAACGGAGCCCAGCGGGAGGAGGGGCUCAGAUGAGUUGACAGUGCCCCGAUACCGCACAGAGAAGCCCUCCAAGUCACCCCCGCCGCCCCCUCCCCGCCGGAGCUUCCCCUCCUCCCACGGCCUGACCACCACACGCACUGGAGAGGUGGUGGUCACCAGCAAGAAGGACUCGGCCUUCAUCAAGAAGGCCGAGUCCGAGGAGCUGGAGGUGCAGAAGCCCCAGGUGAAGCUGCGCCGGGCCGUGUCGGAGGUGGCCCGUCCAGCCUCCACACCACCCAUCAUGGCCUCGGCCAUCAAGGACGAGGAUGACGAGGAUCGCAUCAUUGCAGAGCUAGAGGUGUUUGAGAGAAGCUCAGUGUCUUCCCUCCCCCCCACGCCCCGCCGCCAGCUGAUCCCCACCUUGCUGUCCCCCCAGGACCUGGGGCCCCCCGGGGGCUCAGCCCCAGGCCCUACACGGAAGGGGAUGGGCACAGAGCAGUGUGAGGAACCUCUAGGACGAGCUCUAUGGAAGGGGCGCCUCCUGGACUGGCCGUGCCCUUGGCACUUUGGCCCCUCCCAUCCAAGCCCUGCCCCUUUCUGGCUCUGGGAGCCCAUCCUGAGGGGCCCAGUGGACAAGGCCUUUUGCCCCUGGCUGACCCUCUGCAUCCUGCGGCAGCAUCGGGCUGUGGAGCCGGGCGAGUAUGAGGUCGCCCUCUCUGCCUCCCCAGUCAGCAUCCCCCGCUUCCAGGCUGCCCCAGGUCCCAGGGCCUUCUGCAUCCCAAAGAUCAUCUUAACAGAGUGUGCCCCUAGCCCUCCUAGCCCGCCAGAGGCCAGACUUGAGGAACUGGGACCCAGGACAGGUCCCACCCCAAGACCAUGGACCCUGGCUGACAGCGGGAGGGGCUGGGAUGGUCCACAGGCCCCGCCAGGGGUAGUGGGAGAGACUCCUGGGCCGAGGAGCAGCUUCGUGCCCUGGAAGGAGGGGGCAGCUCUGAAGAGACUGGGCAGAGGAGGCUGCAGCCUAGAGGAUGGAGAAGCCAGGGUACCCUGUCCUCAGGGACCAGCCCAGGAUGGGAUUCCGGAGACCUCUACUGCUGACACCUACCCAGAGGAGAUCCUCAAGGACUCUGGACACGAUGCCCAAACCUGCAGUAGGGAGCACCAGGGCCAGGCUGCUGCCAACUCAGGCUGUGCCACAUGGGGCACCACUGCCCAGCGGAUGGACAGCCUGGAGGAGACGCUCCGGGAGCUGGAAGCCACCCUGAGCAACAUGGGCACAGGCCCUGCCGUGGGGUCCCCUGGCAGCCCCCCACCCCUACCCCUCAGCCCCCAGAGUGGUGGAGGCAGCGUACCGCCCAUGAAGGUGGUGACUCCGGGGGCCUCUCGGCUGAAGGCGGCCCAGGGCCAGGUGGGCAGCCCUGACAAAAGCAAACAUGGCAAGCAGAGGGCCGAGUACAUGCGGAUCCAGGCCCAGCAGCAGGCCACUAAACCAUCUAAAGAGAUGAGCGGGUCGAAUGAGACCUCGAGCCCAGUCUCAGAAAAGCCCUCGGCUUCCAGAACCUCUAUCCCUGUAUUGACUUCCUUUGGGGCAAGGAAUUCUUCCAUCUCCUUCUAGAAGCCCCUCACCCCGCUGCCCCGCCUGUCCCCCUCCCUCACUCCUGCCAUUUCUCCCCUCUCUUCCCUUCAUCUCCACCCCACCCUACUCUCCAGACCCCCGAGGGGUGCGCCCUGCAGAGGAGGCUGUGGCCCUCCUCAGCUCCCUCUACCCACCCUCUGUUGGUGUUUUUGGUUUUUUUUUUAACGAUUCACUUUUAAUUAUCUUUUUUUUAAACAGUAAAACUAAAAACCAAACACACCACCUUCUUUGAUCUGUUCCCAGCUGGCCUCUCACUGGCCGCACCUGUCACGUCUCUCCCUCUUCUCUUUCACCACUCUUUCCCCUAGUCCAUCCUGAAGCUCCUGCACCCCUUCCCGCCUUCCCUUCACUUCCCAAGAAUACUCCAAACAAACUCUGAGCCACGGAGACUUGGAGCAGUGGGAGACCCCUCUCCCGUUUCUCGGUACUUUCCUGGAGGAACGCGGGGACAUCGGACCAACCCAUACAUCAGGCCGGAGAGCGGGGUGCAGGGAGACUGGCCUUGGAGACGCCCCACUCCCUGUCCAAGCUCGGACAAGACUGCGACCUCCUCUGUGGCUGCUCUGCCUCCUCCCACUCACACCCCAGUGGGCCUGGAGUAGAGAUGGACAGGCUGGAGACUAGGCCGGAGCUUGAGCGGCCUCAGGGUGGGUGUGAGGCCAUGGAGUGGAGGACAGAGGCCCUUUGGUCUGCUGGCUGUGGAGGGUGGGUUGCAUGGACAGCCGGACAUCGGGGACACUGCCUUGGGAGAGGGCGGCCCAGACGGGUAUUUGUUACUUUUAGUUUCCUGAUUUAGCACUUUAAAUGGCAUUAACUUAUUUAAUGGGGGUGGGGUGGGCAAGAAUGAGGGGCCUAGAAAACCAGGUUUUGUGGCCUGCAGUUGGGGGAAGGGUCUGGUUUGAGGGAAAUGGGAGGGUCAAGAGGGGCUUGAUGGAGAGCGGCGAAGACACCUGGGACCCCGAGGUGGGGUGACUUGACCUUCAGUCAUCCUCCUGGUGAUUUGAGGGUUUUCCGGGAAAGGAUGAGAUGUAGUUUUUCAAUGGGGCUCUGGUGACCCUGGUGAGAUGUCUGAAGGUCCCUGAGGCCUGACCGUCCAGCCAGCGCCCCUGGCCUGUGGACGCCCUGCCUGCCCUGCAGAGGCGGUUGGCAGUGCCACCUUGCUUUUGGCCGGGUCCUGGGGAGGCAGAGAGAGGCCAAUUUUGGUUCUCACUCCUGGCCGCCCAGAGGGCACCGUGAGGAGCCAGUAGGGAGAGGAUGGGAGAAGAGGAGGAGGAGGAGUGGGGUCCCACUUGGAGCACAAAGUGAAGCAAGCACAGGGGAGGGGGACUCGAAUCAGUCCCCCCAGCAAGCACAGAAAGGAGGAGCUGCGCAAGAGGCAGAGUCCCCCAACCCCUGGGGCCUGGCUGGGGAAAGCCCGCACUUGGGGAGCGCCGGAGCUGCUGAGGGUUUGGGGGGAGGGGACUCUGGGGUUGUGUUUCUCCAUUUCUUUUUUCGUUUUUGCCUUUGUUGGUUCAUCCUCGUUUUCUAGCUUUGGAUCAUUUUUGUACCAAGGCGAGCAAGCCUUUUUGAAAAAUAACAAAAGAGGAAAAAAAAAAUCCCUCCUGAAAAAAAAAAAACCCUGGAAAAUAGAAAAAAAAAAAGGACCUCAUAAAUGAUGCAAUUACUUUUAAUUGCAGGCAACUCUUUACAUUUAAGUGAAGUGUCUUAACAUUUUAUAUUGUUUUAAAAAUAUAUUUACAUAUUAUAUAUAUAAUAUACGUAAUAUAAAUAUAUAUAAAUAUUUAAAAAAGAAAAAAAAAAGAAAACCACGGCACUCUCUCCCUGGCCGCUGUUUUGGCGGGGGAGGGGGCUGGGGGGCGGGCACUUCGGCCUGGCUUCUGUGGUCCCAGUGAAACGGUCUGGUUUGAUUUGGCUGUACAGAGACCCCCUGACUUGGGAGGGGAGGGGGGAGUGGUGCCCCCUCCUCCCUCCACUCCAUUACUCUCUGCUUGCUACUUCGCUUGCCCCCAGCUCCCACCCUCAGCCCUGUGACUGGAAUGUGUGCCCCACCGUCAUUGUCCUGAGUUGAAUGUCCCUUUGUGGGGGAGGUGAGGGGACAGUGUCCAUCCACGAAGGGGCAGAAGGAGGGAGCCAUGUGCCCCGCCCCACCCGCUCGGGUGAAGUCCAGUGGGAUUUGCAUCUUUCUUUCCCUUUGGUUCCUGCACAUUUAUGGGCUGGGAGGCAUCCGUGUGGAAUCACGUGCAGCCUGUGUGUGUGCUGGCGUGAGCCCACGCACCGUGUGUGCAGACGCAUGGGGCCUGCACCCACAGGAAUGGCCGAGCACGUGUGUGGCGGAAGGCGUGGGCACAUAGGUGCAUGUAACCUGUUUGGGCAUUGGCACGUGCCUACCUGCAUGUUAGCGUGAGAGGAGCUUUGUGUGUGAGAACAUGUGUAAUGUGUGUGCAGACAUGCCUAGUGCCAGAGACUUGUGUGUGGGCCAUGUACAUGUGGACAGAGACACAUACAUGGAGGUGCAUGUGAUCUGUGUCUGCGAGUGUGCGUGUGCACGUGUGUGUGCUGGUGCAGACCCGGGUGUGUGGGUGUGCCUCUGUGUGCGUGUGUUCCAUCAUCCCUGCACCACUGGCUCCGGCUCCCUCCCCAAGCCCCCGUCCCCACCGGCCCUCUCACAGCCCGCAGCACGUCAGUGCCCCCAGCUGCAUGCGCCUCGCUGCUCUGUCCAUCAGUGUGUGCUUGACCAAGAGAAAACUAAGACGUCUCCGGGGACCCCUGUACCUGGUCCUCUCAGCCCCCGCCCACUGUGCUGUGUUACUCGCAUGGGGGGUUUCUCUCCUGCCCCUUCCACAAUAUGCUGUUUUCCCAGGAGCCUCAGGCCUGAGGCUCUGAGUGGGGUCCCCAGGGGGUCCCCCGGGGUGAGUCCCGGCUCCACACCCUGCCCCGUCCACCCUGUAGGGCCCAUGUUGGUGUAGCAGUGAUGGCUUCUGUGGAUAUUCUGUGACCUCUGUCGGUGUAACUUGACAAUUUCUAAAUGGAAAAGGGUUGCUGUGUUUUCUCUGUCUCUCUUUUUUAAUGUCCUUUUUUCUUCUCCCCACCUUCCUGCUCUCUUUCCUUUUCAGUUUUUCUAGCCAAGUGUUUGGGGCUUUAAUAAAACUCGUUUCUUUUUCCUCUCCUGGA